Messenger RNA from Aureobasidium musti, 909 nucleotides. Lineage: Eukaryota; Fungi; Ascomycota; Dothideomycetes; Dothideales; Saccotheciaceae. The record is from the annotation of a GenBank genome assembly.
AUGGCAACAAUCACUCUUCCUCCGCCAAAUGCGGAAUAUCAGUUUAGCGUGUUGCCAAAUAUCUUCAAGCAAGGUCUUCCAGAUACUGAUGCUGAUACCUUUGAAUAUGCAAAGGAGAACUUUGGACUCAUUCAACAAGCCUACCCUUCUGACAACACCCUUGAGAAUGCCGGUGAAAAGACACAAUGGCAGAGAUUCGAGCAUUAUAUUCGUGAACUGAAUAAGAGCGCUGAAGAGGGCGUCGAGUACAAGGUUUUGUAUCUUGGUAGACAUGGCCAAGGAUACCACAAUGUCGCCGAAUCAAGAUAUGGUACCAAGCUCUGGGAUGACUACUGGGCCAAGCAAGAAGGCGACGAACACGCCCACUGGGCCGACGCACACCUAACCCCCAUCGGCGAAAAACAAGCCCUCGACGUAAACACCUUCUGGAAAUCCGCCUUAAGUGUCGCAAAAGUGCCCGCUCCAGAAGCUUACUACACAUCUCCCUUUUACCGCUGUCUCCAGACCUCGUGGCUGUCUUUCCACUCACUCGAUCUUCCCGCUGACAAACCUUUUGUUCCUAUCGUCAAGGAAUUGCUCAGAGAAACCAAUGGCGUGCAUACCUGCGACCGCAGAGGCCCUUCCUCAAUCAUUCGCGCUGAUUUCCCAACCUACGUCUUGGAGAAAGGACUUCCUGAGACAGACGUCACAUGGACACCAGACUAUCGCGAAAAGCCUACUGAACAUAUUCUCAGAGAACAUGGUUGUCUGGAACAGAUCUGGGAACAGGAUGCCAAGGUGUUCUUGAGUGUUACAGCGCAUUCGGGCACUAUUGCUGCUGUGUUGGGGGCAGUGGGCCAUAGGAGAUUUGCUUUGCCCACUGGAGGUGUAAUUCCUGUUGCUGUUAGAGCGGAGAAGUUGCGUCAUUGA